UAAGGACGAGGUCACGUGACGGACCGACGCCUUGCGCUGCAGCGGUCAGCGAGUGCAAGUGUGCGAUAACAGCAGCAGCGGCUCUGUCUGGAGCUCACACUGUACAUUACAGAAGCCCCCUCCUCUGGAAGACGGUGUUUCUCCCAUUAUGGGCGACAAGAAAAGCCCAUCCAGGCCAAAAAGACAAGCCAAGCCCUCUGCAGACAACGGAUUUUGGGACUGUAGCGUCUGCACCUUCAAAAACAGUGCAGAGGCAUUCAAAUGCAGUAUAUGUGAUGUGCGGAAAGGUACAUCUACAAGAAAACCUAGGAUAAACUCUCAACUCGUGGCACAGCAGGUCGCUCAACAGUACGCCGCCCCACCCCCAGCCAAGAAAGAAAGAAGGGAAAGAACAGACAGAGACCUGCCUGACGACGACCACUUCGACAUGGACAACUCCGACUCAGAUAGACUCAGCAGUCUCCAUCCUGACUCCGACCAUCCCGAGAGAUUAGGUCUGGAUGGAGUUCAGCUGGACCGUGGACAUUGUCACAAGGAUCGGAGACAGGAACGUGGUCUAGACAAACCGCAGCCGCUCCAUACAGACAGGAGGCCUGAAAGAGCAGGACUGACCCCAGACUUGCUGCAGCAGCAACAGCAGCAACAACAGCAACAGCAGCAGCAGCAGCAGCAGCCGCAGCCGCCACAGCAGCCACUCAACAGAACAGAUAGAGAGCACACGGACAGAGCAAUGCUGGACAAACUUCAGCCUCACAGAGAGCACAUGGAUAAAGAUCAUCCGCACACGACAGGCUCUGGGAUGCAGCCGGCGGAGAGGAUGGGUGCAGAGAGAGAGGAGCUCAAAAAAGGAAAAAUAGAGAGAGCCAUGAUGGAGAAACACAAAGAGAGACCGAAAAGCCUCACGCCCAGUAAAAAACCCACUGCUAAGAAGAUAAAAAAAAUGAAUGGGAAAAAUACUGCUGGAACCAAGGCCACUGAGAUGUGGAUGGCCACUGUUGCACUCCAUAAAAGGCCCAAACUCAUUCAGAAAGGUCCGGCUGGGGAAAGUAACGGCAUGAAGGCUGGCAAGUCUGUCACGAAGAAUAACAAAUCUAUAAUUUCACGACCUAAGCUGAAGAACGUGGACAGGAGCUCGGCUCAGCAGCUCGCUAUAACGGUGGGCAAUGUGACUGUCAUCAUCACAGACUUUAAGGAGAAGACUCGCUCGUCCUCCACCUCCUCCUCCACUGUCACCUCCAGCGCUGGCUCUGAGCAGCAGCACCUGAGCUCCAGCUCAGAGAGCACGGACAAGGGGUCAUCCCGCGCCUCCACCCCCAGAAGAGACCAUUCUUCUGGGCACAAUGAGACCAUGUGAAGGGGAAGAGAUUCAGACACCGCAAUCUCACUUGGCGAGGCCCGGAGCUCCUACAGCCACACUCGUAACUGUACAUGGAAGAGGGAUCUUUCCAACCCAUUCAGACAAUGUCCAUCUUGACACGUCGGCAGAAGCGUACCUGUCGAAAAACCCUCGUGGAGCACCUUGUAGAUUGAUGUGUUGAUGUUCACGUGAGUCACUGUCACGCCGAGACCCACUGUAUAUUCUGUGCCCUGCUCCUUCCAGAUAUAAUCCAUGUUUGUGCACCACGGAUAUCAGCGCUCCCAAGUUUGCAUUAUUAUCGUUCAUUGUCAUUAAAUCGUGCAGACGGCUGUUUUGACUUUGUGUUUAGAACGUAGAAUCGUUUAUGCUAAAUGUACAGUAUCUGAGCUCAUUCGUCCAUCUCGCAGACAGCUCCGAGUCAACGAUCCGUUGCUGCGGCUGUUUGUAGAAAGCGAGUUCUCGACCGUAAGAUCACGCUAGACCACCGUGUACAGGGAGAUUUGUUCCCUUAUAAUUUCAUAUGACAAACUCUUGUGUGUUUACAUGGUGGAAACACAAACUGUGAUGAUGUGAGUUUACAGUAUUAUAAAUACAAGGCCAACUUUGAAAUCCAUACGGUGUACCAUGUAGACAUGUUUUGUGGUUCACAAGAUGAUGAUAAGAGAGUAUUUAGAAUAUUGUUCUUUAUCUUGCUCUGUUUUUAGACUUUAAACCUUUGCAUAUUUCUUGUAAAAUUCUAUCAAGAUUCACAGUACUGUCUAUUAUUCAACUUCAUGGCGACGGAAGUGCGGAGAAAGAAACCGGCAGUUGUUGAAAUAUGAAGCAGCUUAUCUAUUUGUGAGAUUUCAUACAGUAUAUUUACAGUUUACCAAGAUCUCUACUGAAAAUUGGAAAAUACACCCAAUAUAGCAUUGUGUUGUAAAAAUUGGCUUCUUCUCGCCCAUAAGGACGAUUUGCACAGGUUUACACAUUCAUUCUGACCUUUGUUUAAAACCUAGAAGCUUAUGAAGCUAAUAAAAUCCUUCUGAAACUC
This is a messenger RNA of Labeo rohita (rohu), 2390 nucleotides long. RefSeq names its product RING1 and YY1 binding protein a (gene rybpa). Gene Ontology annotation, biological process: positive regulation of DNA-templated transcription. The record is from RefSeq and is a predicted model, not a curated record. Gene Ontology annotation, molecular function: transcription coregulator activity; DNA binding. Gene Ontology annotation, cellular component: nucleus. Bases 149 to 1354 code for a protein of 401 amino acids. NCBI's taxonomy places the organism in Eukaryota, Metazoa, Chordata, Actinopteri, Cypriniformes, Cyprinidae. The transcript is spliced from 6 exons.